Messenger RNA from Triticum aestivum (bread wheat), 571 nucleotides. RefSeq names its product histone H4. Lineage: Eukaryota; Viridiplantae; Streptophyta; Magnoliopsida; Poales; Poaceae. Gene Ontology annotation, cellular component: nucleosome. The record is from RefSeq and is a predicted model, not a curated record. Gene Ontology annotation, molecular function: protein heterodimerization activity; DNA binding; structural constituent of chromatin. Bases 85 to 396 code for a protein of 103 amino acids. The transcript has a single exon.
CCCGUCCAUCUCAUCUCGCCACACCGCCGACCACCACCAGCAACACACACACAGCAGCCAAGCGAAGCUCGCCGCAGAUCGAAGAUGUCGGGCCGCGGCAAGGGCGGGAAGGGGCUGGGCAAGGGUGGCGCCAAGCGCCACCGAAAGGUUCUCCGCGACAACAUCCAGGGCAUCACCAAGCCGGCCAUCCGUCGGCUGGCGCGGCGGGGCGGCGUGAAGCGCAUCUCGGGGCUCAUCUACGAGGAGACCCGCGGUGUGCUCAAGAUCUUCCUGGAGAACGUCAUCCGCGACGCCGUCACCUACACCGAGCACGCCCGCCGCAAGACCGUCACCGCCAUGGACGUUGUCUACGCCCUCAAGCGCCAGGGCCGCACCCUCUACGGAUUCGGCGGCUAGGCCGCGCCGGUCCACUCAUAUCCACGUCGCGCCGCCAGAUUAGUAGCUAGCCAUGGUUGUUCAGUGUUCAUGGUCUUGGGUGUAAUGGUCGCAUCUCGCCGCUGUAUGUCCUGGCCAUGAUUGUUGUUUGGAUGUAGUCAGAUCUGGGAUGGAAUUGAAGUGGUUUACCCUUGAA